This is a messenger RNA of Bombus huntii, 4214 nucleotides long. Its product is annotated as outer dynein arm-docking complex subunit 4-like. The coding region runs from base 1336 to 3351 and encodes 671 amino acids. Gene Ontology annotation, molecular function: protein binding. The record is from RefSeq and is a predicted model, not a curated record. The transcript is spliced from 5 exons. Lineage: Eukaryota; Metazoa; Arthropoda; Insecta; Hymenoptera; Apidae.
UCCAUAAAUCUCUUUCUUUAUUAUACUCGACUAAUUACAUUUUGCAUUCAGUUAGACAUUUAAUCGAAGGACCCGAUAAAAGUGCGACGUACGUACCCGAGUACGUAGUAUCGGGUAAGUGCGUGAUCGCAACACUUGGGGAUCAAAGACGAUUAUUUUGAGCGACAAACGUAAAACGACGCUGAUUUAUUUAUUUUGUCGAGUCGUUAUUUCCAGUCUAAAUACAGAUAUUUAGUAUUCGAGGUUGCGAUUAUUACGAAAGCUUUUGUGAUAAUAAUAAAUAAUUAAAUAACGAUAAAUAAUUCAAUAAUUCAGACAUUAAUAUUUCGCGGUAGUGGCUGAUAAACGUUCACGAUACAGUGAAACGAAGGGUGUAGGAAGGAACGCGCGGUCUGAUAUUCUAAAAUUGGUGAAGAGAAUGGAAGAAAAGCUACGCUCGUAAUUCCUCUCCCGUCAUUCGGUUGUAAUCCGUCGACGUGCGUGACAAGUAAUGCCACAAAGAGCUUUAUGUGCGUGCUACUAUUUUAAAAUCGAAAGCGGAUUACGUCCGUUCGUUGCAUCUCGACUCAAAGGGAGCCUGCGCGUUCGCGCGACUCGGAAAUCGCCGACAACGAAACUUUUUGCUUUGAUCUAACGCAAGGCGAUUUUGAGAUCGAGUUCAUUUCCCUUAUAAAUGUUUAAUGAGUGCAGUGGCUGGAAGAAAUGUUGGUCGAGAGUAUAUUUGUGUAACUUUUUAUUAGAAGAUUUGCUUUACUUUAUCGUCGGUGCUUUGUUAUAGGAUCACAGGUGCACUAGUGUAUCGUUUCAUUCGGAAAUAAAUUUUUAUUAAAAAUAAUAUUGUCCUUUAAACCGCCCUGUUUCUGUCCAGACAAAUCUGCCCCUUAGAAUAUGUUACUUUUUUUUUUCAAAUACUCUAAUAAAUAUCUACUUUCAAUUUGCGAUAUCGAUAAACAAGACGAAGAAAAAGCGAAAGGACAGGAAGAAACUCGAGCUUUUUGAUCCAAUAGCUUGAAUCAUUCUACGAAUCAUCUUACACACGUGUAUCGAAAUCGGCUGAUAUCAUGCAGAACCAGCUGACAGAAGCUUUUGUUCGCUUCCACGAACGACUACGAAGAUUUUGGAAAACAUGUGAUCGCGCAACCGAUCACUCUUUUCCAAUCCACGGCGCAAAAUUCACGAGUGAAGAGCAGCCUCUGGGCUCCAUGCGGAUUCUUUUAAUUCCCUGAGUUGUAUAUCGAUCCAAAGCACAGGUUAGCUUCACAAUGCACUCCGACGCCAAACGUUCUUCGAACGAUUUCUCGUUUUCUUGUCCAGGAAAAUUAGAUUCCUAGCAAGAUGGUGAAAACGAACGACGAGGGUCCCUUGUUCUUCAGGGACGGUAUAGUUUACCGAGAAUGGGGCUACCGUCUGUCAAGCCUCGAGAGAUACCCCCUUGCGGAGAUGUAUUUCGAGAAGGCGAUUCAACAGGGCCAGCAAAACGAUCUUAGGACAUACGUUGGCCUCGGAAAAGUGCAACUUAAUUACGCUAGGUUCCGCAGAGCGUUGAAAACCACCGAGAAAUGUCUCACAUUAGGUCAGAUAUUACGUUCUGAGAAAAUGUUCACGCAAUUAACUCGCUGUUUCCCGAGAUUGCUUUCAUUUCCAGAUCCGACCCAUUCCCAUGUGAAGCACAUGCAGUUGCAGACGCUAUUUCACAUCGGCGAAUUCGAACACAGUUUGGUACACGCCCAUCAGGGUUACCAGAAGUAUCCAACCACGUUCUUCCAGCAUGGGAUAUUGCGAGGUAACGAAACCAUCGAGGACUGUAUCGGCUUAGAUACCGAAUCCAUGGCACUCGAACUCCUCUCUCCGUGGAUACGAGAGCUGCAGGUAUAUCGAGAGUUGUUGAUCGAGAAACUUAAAGAGGAAGUGGACGAGCUUGCAGGUAAGGCUGAACGAUAUACGAUAGAUGUUCCUUUAGAAAUAGGAAAAGUAAACUACCCUCCUUUGUUUUUAAAAAAUAGCGAAAAUCGAGGAUUAUAUCGUUCUCUAGGCAUAGAAGAGGAACAAACAAAGUUCAAAGUGAAUUACCCUGAAGCUCGAGCGGAAGCCGAGUUCAGAAGGAUGCAGCGUAUCCUCGCGCACAUAUACCUUGGUUACCUGGCGCACGAUAACGAAUUUUUGCAACACUUGGCCGAACAUCCGGAAAAACUGGAAUCCCCGAAUAAAGAGACCAGCGUGUUGCUUCAUCAAGUGAUAUCGAGGAAUUACCGGAGAGGUAUCCGUAGGCAGAACGUGUUGCGAAUGCGACGACCACUUUACGUGAUGAUGUUCGAGAGUAGACGCAUACCUCCGGGUCACAAGAAGACAUUGGAAAAUGAGAAGAGGUUGAGGAGGAACCUUAUCAUUAUCCAGGCAGACUUCCUGUUGCAUCGCCUGCACGAAAUUAGAAUGCGAAAAGACUACAUCACCUUUUUUGGAAUGGUGGACCGUGUGAAAGACAAGUUCGAUUCGUACUCGCUGAAGAUGUUUCCUGUAAAGGAGAAGUGUCUGAACGCGCUCUACAACAUGGUCGCGUGGACCUAUAUAGACACCCGCGAUUUAUCAAAGAUAGAGAGUAAACAACUUAAGAGAACAUACUUGAAACAUCAUCUGGGAAUUCGAGUUGCUGAGCUACCACGCGACAGCGACAUUGGCUGGUUAAAAGCGACCGAUAGGAAAGAAACUCUCAAGAUGUAUCGCAGAAGGCUAGCCAUGGCCUCGGAACCUUCGGAGCUGGCUUGGCUGUUCCACGAGUUCUCGAAAUACUUGAUCGACAUCCGUCGUUACGAUCUGGCCAGAUUCUAUGGUAAAAAGGCUCGAGACAUGGGACAGGAAGCAGGCAACGAGCAGUGGAUGUUAAAUUCUCAACACCUCUUCAUUCGGAUCGAAAUCAGUCAAAAUUACCGCAACGAAGCGAAAGAAGCGGCUCUUCUGGCACUGUCCAGUGCUAAGAAGCUUGGCCUCGACUUCCUCAUCGACUUCUACAAAAACGCGAUCGAGGUGAUCGACGACAUGGACAUGGAGAAGUUGCUGGCGUUCGACGCGAUCGCAGCGAGGCAACAGCUGAUAUUAAAUUUAAUGCCAGACGAUAUGAAAACCGAGGUGGAUUUUCUUUGGAGGCGGAUGGACGCGGUUCCUGCGAGUCGUAGAUUGUCGGUGAUGCCUGGCUGCAAGCCCGUGGAUCGCAAGUUCAAGUUGCCCUGCAAGAGGAUGACCAUAUUGCCUAGUCCACCGCGAGACCCCGAGAAAGAGGCCAGGAAAGCUCUACUGGCGCAAUACGAAUCCUCCAAAGACAGACCUAACUUCGCGGUCUUCGAUGAAUAUGAAUAACGUUUAGAGUCUGGAGUCUCGCGAAUGUCGAUUCUGUUCGUCCGGUUGACCGUGUCACCAGGUUCGCGAGUACGAAGCAUACCCUGGUCGGUGAACGAGAACCACAGCUUUGUCGAAGUGCUACAAGUUAUACAAGGACGGACUUAACGUCGUGUACUUUGAUGAAUAUGAAUGGCAAUGAUGAAGCGUAAAGUUACGAGUAUAGGUACUAAGUUUCGUUGAUCUCCGAUAAGAUUUUGAGGACUUUGAGAAGUUGAAACUGUUAUCCUUGACAAGUGAGAAGCGUAUACUUGUUAUAAACUUUUGGACCAAGGUCGGGCCAGCCUUCGUUGCACGCGGCUGGUUUCGAACUAUAAAGCCUCGGGGAUAGAUAUGAAAUUUCGAUACGUGUUUAGGAAGCCAGAGUUUAAGGAAGUCGAAGGGGUUGGAACCGUCGUCGAAUCGAUAAAUGAAAAAUGAGGAUAUUCCUGCCUGUACGAAAGAGAGAAUGGGGAAUUUCUUUGGAUUUUUUCACAGUCGAAUCUACGAUUAAAGCUUCAGAACUUGGAAAGAGAAUGGCGUUUAGCGUUCGAGUGAAUUUUUCUCGGUUCUUUAAGGAAUAAUCUCAGACGUUUUGGCGGUGCCGCAGUGUCGAUCUUCUCGAGAAUGGUUCUUUGAAAGCGGAAUGAGUAUGACAUAGCGCCGUAUUCGCUAGUCUGUAACGCUUUAUCUCCGCCUUUAGGUUUGCCCCGGUGAAAAAGAUAGAAUUGAUGGUAGCUGGAUUUUCCGCGCAGACUCUGGAAAAUUGCGCCAGCUAAUAGGAUAAGUUCUCUCGUUGUCUGCUUGCGCUCUGUUAAAUGGAUAGUUCAAGUUCCUCUGUUGAA